AUGAGCGGGCUACUGGGCACCAGGAAUCGCCCAGGCCCAGGAGAGGCCUCCGACCUUAAGUCCCCCCUGGGCACCGGGCUCAGGAAACCUCUCACCGAGGCUCGAUUCCGGCAGCUCUUCGGGGGCGCAGAGGAGGAACCGGAGCCAUCAGCCGAGCCCGGCUUACCCUGGCUGCGCCGGCUGUGGAGCCCGCGCACCCGCGCUUGUUCCAGGCGGGGGGCGUGGCGCCUGCUUCUGGCGCGGCUGCCCCCGCUGCGCUGGCUGCCCCGCUACCGCUGGCGGACCUGGUUGCUCGGGGAUGUGCUGGCCGGAGUGACCGUGGGCAUCGUGCACGUGCCCCAGGGCAUGGCCUUUGCCCUCCUGACCUCCGUGCCCCCAGUGUUCGGACUCUACACUUCUUUCUUUCCAGUCCUCAUCUACACCUUGCUGGGUACUGGGAGACACCUGUCCACGGGAACUUUCGCUGUCCUCAGCCUCAUGACCGGCUCGGCCGUCGAACGGCUGGUGCCCGAACCCCCCGGGGGAAACCUGAGCGGCAUCGAGAGGGAGCAGUUGGACGCGCAGCGGGUCGGGGCGGCAGCGGCCGUGGCCUUUGGGAGCGGGGCGCUGAUGCUGGGAAUGUUCGCGCUGCAGCUCGGCGUCCUGUCCACCUUCUUGUCCGAGCCUGUGGUCAAGGCGCUGACCAGCGGGGCCGCGCUGCACGUGCUCGUGUCACAGCUGCCGAACCUUUUGGGGUUGCGCCUCCCGCGCCAAAUCGGCUGCUUCUCUCUCUUCAAGACACUGGCCGCCGUGCUGACUGCGCUGCCAGGGAGCAGCCCUGCCGAACUGACCAUCUCGGCGCUCAGCCUGGCGCUCCUUGUGCCGGUCAAGGAAUUGAACGUCAGAUUCCGGGACAGACUGCCUACCCCGAUCCCAGGGGAAGUCGUCAUGGUGCUCCUUGCCUCAGUGCUCUGCUUCACUUCUUCCCUGGACACAAGAUACAAUGUCCAGAUAGUGGGGCUGCUGCCUGGAGGAUUCCCCCAACCCCUCCUCCCCAACCUGGCUGAGCUGCCCAGGAUCCUGGCCGACUCGCUGCCCAUUGCACUGGUUACGUUCGCUGUGUCCGCCUCCCUGGCCUCCAUCUAUGCAGACAAGUAUAACUACAACAUUGACUCCAACCAGGAGCUCUUGGCACAUGGUGUCUCCAACCUCAUCUCCUCCCUCUUCUCUUGCUUUCCCAACUCAGCCACCUUGGCCACGACUAGCCUACUAGUGGACGCUGGUGGGAAUACACAGCUGGCAGGCCUCUUCUCCUGCCUAGUUGUCCUGUCAGUGCUGCUGUGGCUGGGGCCUUUCUUCUACUAUCUGCCCAAGGCUGUCCUGGCCUGCAUCAACAUCUCCAGCAUGCGCCAGAUGUUCUUCCAGAUGCAGGAACUUCCACAACUAUGGCGUAUCAGCCGCGUGGACUUUGCUGUGUGGAUGGUGACAUGGGUGGCUGUAGUGACCCUGAGUGUGGACCUGGGCCUGGCCGUGGGUGUGGUCUUCUCCAUGAUGACUGUGGUCUGCCGUACCCAGAGGGUGCAGUGCCUGCCACUUGGACUGGCUGAGGGGACUGAGCUCUACAGACCACUCAGGGAGAGCCACAAGCUCCUCCAGGUCCCAGGGCUCUGCAUCCUAAGCUAUCCAACACCACUCUACUUUGGGACCCGUGGGCAGUUCCGCCACAUCCUAGAGAGGCAUCUAGGGCUUAGAGAGGGAGACAAGGAAACCUCAAAACCAGAUGGCCCACAUGACACAGUUGCUGAGCCUGUUAGAGUGAUGGUCCUAGACUGCAGUGGUAUCACUUUCACAGAUGCUGCUGGGGCCCGAGAAGUGGUCCAGCUGGCCAGCCGUUGCAGAGACGCUGGGAUCCACUUUCUCCUCGCUCAGUGUAAUGCCUUGGUGCUGGAGACAUUGACCUGGGCAGGACUCCUGGACAUAGUGACCCCAGAACAGCUGUUUGUGAGUGUCCAGGACGCAGCUGCUCAUGCCCUGGAGAGACUGGUGUGUGGGCAAUAGCAACAGGAGUGGGAGCCAGAAGGGGCUGGGCUUUGGCAAGCAAGGGGAGCUCACUGGGCCAAAGGCUUGUACCGCGUGAGUGUGACCCAUUUGCUUGGAGCGUGGAAAGCCUCAACAGCCCAUGUGUAUGGAUGACCAUGGUCCCUGAGUCCUCUCACUUAAUGUAACUAAUAAAACGAAGCUGGAAGCCUCUGGGGUCCAC
This is a messenger RNA of Choloepus didactylus (southern two-toed sloth), 2239 nucleotides long. RefSeq names its product solute carrier family 26 member 10-like. The coding region runs from base 1 to 2037 and encodes 678 amino acids. The record is from RefSeq and is a predicted model, not a curated record. Gene Ontology annotation, biological process: transmembrane transport. Gene Ontology annotation, molecular function: bicarbonate transmembrane transporter activity; oxalate transmembrane transporter activity; sulfate transmembrane transporter activity. The transcript has 18 exons. Lineage: Eukaryota; Metazoa; Chordata; Mammalia; Pilosa; Megalonychidae. Gene Ontology annotation, cellular component: membrane.